Messenger RNA from Portunus trituberculatus (swimming crab), 1208 nucleotides. Its product is annotated as UPF0184 protein AAEL002161-like. Bases 159 to 446 code for a protein of 95 amino acids. The record is from RefSeq and is a predicted model, not a curated record. Lineage: Eukaryota; Metazoa; Arthropoda; Malacostraca; Decapoda; Portunidae. The transcript has 2 exons.
CAGAGUGAAUAUGAAGACGCGUCACACUCGAACGCUGUGGAAUCAUAUGACGCGCCACAAGAGGAGGAGGAAGAACACCAACACAAGUAAACAAACCUCAGAAUUUUCAGCCAUUCCCAGCCAUUCUCAGCCACUUCCAGGCCUCCUUUGUGGGUGACAUGAAAGCCGAGGUUGGCAAUGGACCAGUGGGGGAGGAGGAGGAGAACAUGGAGGAGGGAGGAGAGGCGGAAGAGGAAGAGGAAGAUAUUGGAGAUGUAGAAGAGUUCCUGAAGCUGGACGCUGAGCUGGAUGCCCUCAGCUCUGCCCUGGACACUCUGGAGCAGCGCAACGACUCCAUCAACUCCAGACUGCGCCUCAUUCUGGAGGAGAACCGCUGCACCAGGGAGGCGGCGGCGGCAGCAGCAGUGGCAGAGGCGGAGGAGAUGAAGGGGAAGAAAAUGCAGUAGUGUGUGUGUCUGUGUGUGUGUUAUUAUUUUUUUUCUCUCUGUCUGUCACUCUGUCUCUCUCUUCCUCUUUCUCUUCUCUUCUCUUCUGCACUACUACUACUACUACUACUACUGAAUUGUUUAUAGCAGCAGUAGUAGUAGUAGUAGCAGCAUUAAGAAGAAAAAUUACAUUCCAAAAGGUUUAAAUAUAUAUAGUUAUUUCUUUAUGUGUAUAUAUGUAUGUUGAUAUUAUUUUUGGGACCUUUAGUGGCCUAGGAAUAGAAAAGUAGUGUGUGUGUGUGUGUAUGUGUGUGUGUGUACAAAGUUAAGUUUAAGAAUGAAUUACUACAUUUUGUGCCAAGAGAAGGAAAAAAGGAAAGAAAAGAAGAGAGGGAGGCAUCACAAACAAGAAUUAAUUUACUCUACAAAGGAAGAGAAGAAAGAAAGUGACAAAAUAGGACACCACAAAAUUGAAACAAGAAAAGAGGAAAAGGAUGAAAAAGUUAGGAAAUAAAAUAGAAAAAGAAGAGAGGGAAGACACAAACAAGAAUUAAUAUACUUUGCAAAGGAACAGAAGAAAGAAAAUGACAGAAUGGCACCACAAAAUGAAAAACAAGAAGGAAAAGAAAGAAUAAAUGUUGAAUAAAAUAGAAAAAAGAAAAGGGAGAUGUCACAAACAAGAAUUAAUAAACUUUGCAAAGGAACAGAAGAAAAUGAGGAAAUGGCGCCACAAAACUGUAACAAGAAAAUGAAAAAGGAAAAGAAUAAAAUAAAUCAAAGAAA